Molecule: messenger RNA, 2346 nt
Organism: Adineta steineri
Lineage: Eukaryota; Metazoa; Rotifera; Eurotatoria; Adinetida; Adinetidae
Source: the annotation of a GenBank genome assembly
AUGUCGAUGUUAUUUCGUUAUGGAUAUUCAUCAUUAAAUCGAAUAAAACCUUUGAAUACAUUUUUAAAACGUAAUCAAACAUCAUUAGCUCAUAAAAAUGGAAUAAUAAAUUCAAAAAAAUCAUUAAUUUCAUCUCGUAAUGAUGUAAAAGAUGCACGUCGUAUUAUCGUUAAACUUGGUACAGCAUUAAUAACACGUGAAAAUGAAGAUGGUCUAGCAAUAGGACGUUUAGCAUCAAUAGUUGAACAAGUUUCACAAUUACAAAAUGAAGGUCGACAAACGUUAUUAGUUACAAGUGGAGCUGUUGCAUUUGGUCGACAAGUUUUACAUCAAGAAAAAAUGAUGACAAUGACAAUGAGAAAAUCACUUUCACCAAAAGAUAUUUUACAGAAUAGUCGAUAUGCUAUUCAAAGACAAGCAUGUGCAGCGUUUGGUCAAAAAGGUCUUAUGUCAUUUUAUGAACGUAUGUUUCAACAAUAUAAUAUUGGUGUUGCACAAGUUCUUGUUACAAAAGGUGAUUUUUAUCAUCCGAAUAGUCGAAAGAAUUUACAAGCGACACUUGAUGAAUUACUUAAUUUAAAUAUUAUACCGAUUUUAAAUACAAAUGAUGCUGUUGCACCAUUUACAGAUACAGAUGCGGAAGUAACAGCAGCAAAAGAUGGUAUUGUUAUUAAUGAUAAUGAUUCAUUAGCUGCACGUUUAGCUGUUUUAAUAUCAGCAGAUUUAUUAUUAAUUAUGAGUGAUGUUAAUGGUUUAUAUACAGGACCACCAGAUUUAGAAGGUUCAAGAUUAUUACAUACAUUUUGUCCGAAACAAGAUUCCGAAUUAAUUGCAUUUGGUGCACGAUCAAAAGUUGGAACUGGUGGAAUGGAAUCAAAAGUUAAAUGCGCAUCAUGGGCACUUGAUCAUAAUGUUGGAGUUAUUAUAAGUAAUGGAAAAAUCGAUAAAGGUAUUUUAAAUAUAAUGGAUGGAAAACAAAUAGGAACAUUUUUUACAAAUAUACCUAAUCAAUCAUUAUCAGUUGAUGUUCAAGCUGUAAAAGCUCGAGAUGGUAGUCGAUUUUUACAAAAAUUAUCAAGUGAUCAACGUAAAUCAAUAAUUAAUAAAAUGGCAUCAAAUUUAAUUGAAUAUUCAAAAGAUAUUCUUCAAGCUAAUAAACUCGAUUUAGAACAAGCAAAAAAAGCUGGUCUUAAAUCAUCUUUAGUUUCUCGUCUUGGUUUAACAGAAAAGAAAUUACUAACAUUAUCAGAUGGCCUUCAACAAAUAGCUGCAAAAUCUGAUAUACUUGGACAAGUUGUUCGUCGAACACGUCUUGCAGAUGGUUUAAUAUUAAAACAAAUAACUACACCUAUCGGUGUUCUUCUUGUUAUAUUUGAAUCCCGUCCAGAUAGUUUACCACAAAUAGCUGCUCUAUCAAUAUGUUCUGGUAAUGGUCUUUUAUUGAAAGGUGGUUCUGAAGCAAAAUAUUCUAAUGAAAUCUUAACAAAAUUAAUGCAAGAUGCCAUUGAACCUUAUGUUCCACGUGAAACAAUUGCUUUAAUUAAUACACGUGAACAAGUAUCUGAUCUUCUUCAAUUAGGAAAAUAUAUUGAUCUUGUUAUUCCACGUGGUUCAAAUGAACUUGUUCGUUCAAUACAAAAGCAAAGUUUACAAAUUCCAGUAUUAGGUCAUGCAGAAGGUAUUUGUCAUGUAUAUAUUGAUAAAGACGCUGAUUUAGAUAUGGCGUUACGUAUAAUUCGAGAUUCAAAAUGUGAUUAUCCAAGUGCUUGUAAUGCAAUGGAAACAUUACUUAUACAUAAAGAUCUUGUUCGAACAUCAUUUUUUGAAUUAUUAAUUGAUUUAUUACGUCUUGAAAAGGUUAAAGUCUAUUCGGGUCCACGUCUAGCGAUUAUGAUUCCAUUUCCACCACCAUCUGCAACAUCAUUAAAUGUUGAAUAUGGUGAUUUACAAUGUUCUAUUGAAGUUGUUGAUGAUGUUAAAGAUGCUAUCGAUCAUAUUAAUAAAUUUAGUUCAAAUCAUACAGAUUCAAUUGUUACAGAAAAUCAAAAAAUUGCUGAAGAUUUUCUUAAUAAUGUUGAUAGUGCAUGUGUUUUUCAUAAUGUUAGUACACGUUUUUCUGAUGGCUAUCGAUUUGGUUUAGGUGCUGAAGUUGGUAUUAGUACAGGACGUAUACAUGCUCGUGGUCCUGUUGGUAUUGAAGGUUUAUUAACAACAAAAUGGAUUGUUGAAGGUCAUGGUGAUGUUGUAGCAGAUUAUACUGAUGGAAAAAAGAAAUUUGUUCAUGAAUCAUUAAAAUUAACAGAAAAUAAUGAUAAAAAAAUAUAUGCACAACAAAUGACAAUAUAG